AUGGUUUAUACGAUACCUUCAUUGAUUGAAGAUAGAAUUUCUCCUUAUGCAAAAAAAUUAAUUAAAUUAGUGGACGAUUUUGUUGAGUAUGUCCCACCUAUAAUCGAAGAACUUAAGAAAAAAGCUAGAUCAUUAGGACUUUGGAACUUGUUUCUUUCAAAACAUUAUUCUGAAGGUGCUGGAUUAACUAACCUCGAAUAUGCACUUAUUGCCGAGAUUACGGGUAGAUCGCUUCGCAUCGCUCCUGAAGCUAUAAAUUGUUCUGCUCCUGAUACUGGAAAUAUGGAAGUCUUUGCUAAAUAUGGUACCUAUGAUCAAAAAGAAAAAUGGUUAAAGCCUUUAUUAAAGGGUGAAAUUCGUUCUGCUUUCGCUAUGACUGAAAAAGCUAUUGCAUCAUCUGAUGCUACAAAUAUUAAAACUUCAAUUAAACGUGUUGGUAAUCAUUAUGUAAUUAAUGGUCAUAAAUGGUGGAUUUCUGGUGCUGGUGAUCCAAGAUGUGCCUUAUUUCUAGUGAUGGGAAAAACUUCUUUUAAUGCAAAUAUUCAUAAACAACAAAGUGUAAUUAUUGUUCCUAGGAAUACUCCUGGAAUUACUAUUGUUAGACCACUUACUGUUUUUGGUUAUGAUGAUGCACCAGAAGGGCAUUGCGAAAUUAUUUUUAAAGAUGUUAAGGUACCUGUUGAAAAUAUUAUUUUGGGUGAAGGAAGAGGAUUCGAAAUUAUUCAAGGGCGUUUGGGACCUGGUAGGAUUCAUCAUUGGUAUGUUUUUAUAUCUGAAAUAAUAUCUUAUAGUUGA
Messenger RNA from Dentiscutata erythropus, 795 nucleotides. The record is from the annotation of a GenBank genome assembly. NCBI's taxonomy places the organism in Eukaryota, Fungi, Glomeromycota, Glomeromycetes, Diversisporales, Gigasporaceae.